Molecule: messenger RNA, 2112 nt
Organism: Rhinichthys klamathensis goyatoka
Lineage: Eukaryota; Metazoa; Chordata; Actinopteri; Cypriniformes; Leuciscidae
Gene: asb14a
Product: ankyrin repeat and SOCS box containing 14a
Exons: 11
Coding region: 215-1981 (588 amino acids)
Biological process (GO): intracellular signal transduction
Cellular component (GO): cytoplasm
Molecular function (GO): protein binding
Source: RefSeq, a predicted model, not a curated record
AACCACCUUUCAAAAAAGACGAAUGAAAUAGUGCAAUAUAAGAGGAUUAGGACAGGAACACAUAAGGUAUUUAUAGAAGAACUGUGACCUGAAUAACCCAGUCAAUGCGACCCCCCAAACACACCGAGGACCAGACAACAGACAACAACACUGGCUGGCAGAAAAAGGUUCACAGGAGAUCUGCCUCAUUAUCAACAUCCACACACACAGUGUCAUGGAUCUGGACACAUCCGGAGGGAUUUCUGACGAUGAUUCUGCGACUCAACUCAUGAUCGAACAGAGUCUCCGGCAGCGACACAAGCAAACCGAGAUCAAGAAGUGUGUGUCUGGUGACGCCUGCAAGAUUAUUCAGAUCAGCCCUGAGAGAGAGAAGAUAUUCAAUGCAAUAAAGCAUGGAGAUGAGGACACUCUCUGUAAGCUGUGUGUCCAUCAGCAGGCUUUCUCUGAAGAGGACGACACGGGCUUCACGCCUUUACACGAGGCCGCCGUACAGAACAACCAGAACAUCCUUCAGAUCACAUUUACCGCCUCUCCUGAGGAGGCGAAGCACAGGAAGACUCCGCGGGGAAAGACCGCUCUCUUCUUAUCUGUGGAAAAGGGUCUUUUGGACAACGCUGGUUUCUUGCUGAACAACGGCAGCGGAGCAGAUACCCUGGACCUGGAGGAAGACUCUCCUCUCGUCAUAGCUAUAAGAAAUAAGCACUACGACAUGACGAAGCUUCUGCUCAACUUCAGCGCGAGAGUUGACCAGGAGGGGGCGCACCGCAGGACGGCCCUGCACGAAGCUGCUCGACUGGGCCUGGACGAGUUCGUGGAUCUGCUGCUGAAGAGCGGAGCUCAUCCGGACCCCAGGAGCUCCUACGGCCUGACCCCGUUAGCAUUAGCUGCGCAGGCGGGACACCUGGAGAUCACUCGGACGCUUCUCCGCAGAGGUGCGGAUGUGGAGUCUCAGGCUCAGGAUAGCGCAACGGUCCUGUAUGAGGCGUCUGCUUCUGGAAACCCAGAUGUCGUAUCAUUACUGCUGGAGUACGGGGCCGAUGCAAACAUCCCCAAACACACGGGACACCUUCCCAUCCACAGAGCGGCCCACCGUGGACAUGUGAAGGCUCUGGCUCUCCUGAUCCCCAUCACGACGCUGGAUGCAGUGUAUGACAGUGGGAUGAGUCCUCUUCAUUCAGCAGCGUCUGCUGGACACACACACUGUCUGGAGAUGCUGAUCAACGCUGGCUACGACCCCAACUUCAUGCUUCAUCCAUGGGUUCGGCGUAACUAUGAUGAUAACCGCCAGUCUGCGCUUUACUUCGCCGUAGCCAAUGACGACGUCGCAUCCGCCAGAGUUUUACUGGAGGCCGGAGCGAUGCCCAACCAGGAUCCCGUGAAGUGCCUCCAGGUGGCGCUGCGUCUGGGAAACUAUGAGCUCAUCAACACUUUACUUCGAUACGGAGCCAAUGUGAAUUACUUCUGCAGGGUGAACACCACGCACUUUCCCUCGGCCUUACAGUACGCUCUAAAGGACGAGCUGGUGCUGCGGAUGCUGUGUAACUAUGGUUACGAUGUGGAGAGAUGCUUCGACUGUCCGUAUGGCGAGGGAUCUCAUGUGCCGAGUGGUUAUGAGGGCUGGAGUGAUGCUGUCAUUAAAGACACCCUGUUCUGUGAGUUCAUAUCGGUCUAUUGGCUGAAGGAUCUCGCGGGAAACAUGGUCCGCAUCAUGCUGGAUUACGUAGAUCAUGUGACCGUUUGCUCCAAACUGAAGGCUUUGCUUAUGGAGCAGAAACAGUGGGCUGAAAUAUGCAAAAUUCAAGAGAACGUGCGCGGUCUGCAGCAUCUGUCUCGGCUGAAGAUCAGAGCUUGUUUGGGUCGACUGCGCUUGAGAGCUCCAGUUUUCAUGAGUUUCCUUCCAUUGCCAGACCGACUGAAGCAAUACAUCCUAUACAGAGAAUAUGAUCUCUACAGUCAGAAAUGCCCAACGCAGAGCAAAUGACCCAGAACACACAGCUGUAGAACACAGAAUUACUCAAUUAUGAUGUAUAAUGGACACUGUUAACGUGUUUUUACAGAAUAUACAUUCUUGGAAAAUAAACAAAGUCUUAAUGUUAAUAAAUAUGUAUAGAC